This is a messenger RNA of Suillus discolor, 1251 nucleotides long. RefSeq lists its product as uncharacterized. NCBI's taxonomy places the organism in Eukaryota, Fungi, Basidiomycota, Agaricomycetes, Boletales, Suillaceae. The record is from RefSeq and is a predicted model, not a curated record. The transcript has 9 exons. The coding region runs from base 1 to 1251 and encodes 416 amino acids.
AUGGAACCGCUGUCUUCACCUUCCUCCACUAUCACUGCCCCACCUGACUGUCAUGAAAAUGCUCGACAGUUAGCAAAAAUGAUUGCAGAAGCCAUGAGCUGCCGCUUCGCGCUGUUGCACUAUGACAGUGCCUCAAAAUUGAUGAUGGAGGAGAAAAAGAAGCAUACAUUGAAGCGGCAAUGUGCACUUGGUGGAGUAGAAGCAUGCGGAUACCAAGUGAAGAUGAACGCGCACUUCCAGCAAGAGCCUUUGGCCGCCUUCCAGUACCCGCGAAGAGUUUUCCUUGUCGAGGUCGUAUACCUGGGCGUUAACACACAGCCCAUGGACGAACUUGAAGAGGCUCAAUCUGCGGUCUUAUUCAGGUCAUCCAGUCCCAUUCUUGUAAUCGAUCUCCAGGCUGAUUUAAGGGUUCUUUCAUUUUUACUGAAAGAUCGGGUCUACACUGGUGAUAUUUGGGAAAUCAUCAGGGAACGCACCAUAGAAGCGAAGCAAGAGGAAAUACUACGACAGCACCAGAGUAUCUGUGCGGAUGAGCCGAGGGGGAAAAGGCAUGUGGUGCUGGAGCAUCAUCUCAUGGAGGAGAGAAAGAAACGAAGUCAAAUGGAAGUGUCUUUGUAUAGCCGGGCCAUCGAACAUUUGCAACAGAACUGGAUUUCAGCUAUGCGUGAAAAAUGUGAAGCUUGGUUGAAGAGACGAGAUGCCUACCCUCUUGCAGAUGUGGAACCUUCGAUGAACAUUUGCUCUUUUCUGGAUUGCUUUACCCUGAAUCCAGCUUUCGAAUUCACUACUUCACACAGAGAUGGGCACACAUCCACCAUUUCCAAUUGUGUCGGAUCCUUAUUACCCAUGUUGAGCACAUGGGUCACCGACGAUGUCCAAGAGGUGUUCUACAGUGCAUUGCGUGCAGAACAAGCCUGUCAGACAGAGUUACUGUCAUGGCCACUUCCUGGUCCUACUUGCCCCCGCAACAUUGGGUUGGAAUUGGGUACCUUGAAGGCAAAGAUGUGCUGUGCUCAAGCUGAGACAUACCUUUAUUCAGUAGCUAUUGGAAAGGCCCGUGAAUCAGACUCAGACUUGCGUGAUGAUACUCGUUGGCGUGAUUCGAUCAUGAGUUACUCACCAACUGAUAUCUACGCAGGCGCAUCGCCGUCUUCCAAACGAUGUAUUCCACCACCUCUCACAGACGAAAUGUGUUCCUAUGACCAUGACAUAGACAAUGAUCGGGAGGACUCUGAGGCCUUCGAGGUUUAG